This is a messenger RNA of Penicillium riverlandense, 1392 nucleotides long. Its product is annotated as proline iminopeptidase. Bases 1 to 1392 code for a protein of 463 amino acids. The record is from RefSeq and is a predicted model, not a curated record. NCBI's taxonomy places the organism in Eukaryota, Fungi, Ascomycota, Eurotiomycetes, Eurotiales, Aspergillaceae. The transcript has 7 exons.
AUGGCCGCGAAGCUGAUCGAUAGACGAUUCCACAAUGUCCCAGGCAAACUUCGGGUGGCCGAGCUGUUCUUCGACGUCCCCGUAGACUACAGCAAACCCAACGAGGACAAGCUGAGGCUCUUUGCCCGUAGUGUCAGUCGGUUGAACAAGCCCGUUGAGGCGCAGAAGGAGGAAACUAAACUUCCCUGGCUACUUUACCUGCAAGGUGGACCGGGACAUGGAUGCGCUGCCCCGCAGAAUUACGGCUGGAUUGAACCGGUGCUGAACAAGGGGUACCAAAUUCUCUUCCUGGACCAACGUGGAACCGGUCUUAGCUCAACCAUCACGGCGGGCACUCUCGCUCUCCAGGGUGACGCCAUUAAACAGGCGGAGUAUCUCAAGAACUUCCGUGCGGACAAUAUUGUUCGUGACUGCGAGGCGGUUCGUCAUUGUCUGACGAAAGACUACCCCGCGGACCAGCGCAAAUGGAGUGCCGUGACUCGUGCUCUUCCUCUGCUUAUUCCAGCGUGGCUACUGACAUUCUUGCUGUACCACAGCCCGGAAGGUCUGAAGGAAGCAUUUAUCACUGGCGGACUCGCUCCGCUGGUCGACGGGCCAGACCCAGUCUACCAGCGAACCUACGAAAAGGUGGAAGAGAGAAACACGGCGUACUACGCCAAGUUCCCCGAAGACGUUGAACGCGUGAAGAAUAUCAUACAAUAUCUGAAGGAGAACAGACCGGCUUUGCCCUCCGGAACGCUCACCCCUGCUCGAUUCCAGCAGUUAGGCAUCGUAUUUGGGUUGCAUGAUAUCGUCGUGCGAGCCACCAAUGACCUAGAGGUGUUCGGCGCCCUCACUUACCCGACUCUAUGUACAAUUGACGGCUAUGGUGGCUACGACAAGACAAUCCUCUAUGCUGUCCUGCAUGAAGCGCUCUAUUGUCAAGGACGACCAUCUCUUUGGUCUGCGGACAGACAACGGGCCGGCAAUGCACGCUUUCAACUAGACUCGGAGCCGGCUGAGAUUUUCUUUACUGGCGAGAUGGUAAUGGCCUCCGCCCAUGCUUCUAUGUUUGUUUCUAACUUCUUUUUGCUUCUCCAGAUCUACAAGGACAUGUUCGAGUCGUACACGGAACUCAAGCAAGUGUGGGAGGCUGCCGAUAUCAUCGCCAGAGUUGACAACUGGCCCGCCCUCUAUGACGAAGCGCAGCUUGCCAGGAACGAGGUACCGGUCUAUGCUGCAACUUAUUUCGAUGACAUGUUCGUCCACUUUGAUCUGGCGACGAAUACUGCCUCCCGGAUCAACGGGACCAAGCAGUUUAUUACCAAUACCAUGUACCAUGAUGCCCUGCGCAGCAAGUCUGGCGAUGUGAUCCAGCAGCUCUUUAAUCUGAGGGAUGAUUCGUUAGACUAG